AUGCCUAGUCCCACCCAAUCAAUUCAUAUUCUUGGGCUAGGCAGUAUCGGCACCUUUGUGGCCCAUUCCAUCAGGUCCCUACCUUCUCCGCCGCCUGUGACGCUGCUCGCUCAUCGGCCAGCUCUGUAUCAGGAAUUUGCGUCACGAGGCUGGAAACUAGGGUUGCGACUUACAGAAGAUGGACCCUUGCAAGAAAGGGGAGAUUUCAAUGGCGAGCUGCUGGGGAAGACGCCAUCCACAAACCCGAUUCAUAAUCUGAUCGUUGCUGUGAAAGCGUCUGCCACGGUGUCCGCCCUUGAGCCCAUCAAGCAUCGCCUCGGUCGGCAUUCCACCAUUUGCUUGUUUCAAAAUGGCAUGGGCCAGAUUGAUGACCUGAAUGAGCGCAUUUUCCCCGAUGCUUCGACGAGGCCAACGUACAUGUUUGGCAUCAUGCGCCAUGGUGUUUACUUGAGGUCUCUGGCAGAGGCUAUCCUGGCCGGAGCUAAUGGCUCCGCUUCUCUUGGAAUUGUGGACAGUAAUGAUCAGGAGUCAAGGAGGUCGCAGGCUGAGUUCCUCAUGGAUGUCCUGCUCCGGGCGCCUUCUCUCAACUGUGAACGUUUGCAGUGGGCAGACCUAUUCAAGGUACAAUUAUUCAAGCUAGCAGUAAACUGCGUGCUUAACCCCUUGACAGCGAUACUUGAUGUGCGAAAUGGGUGUAUCGGUGAGAACUCGAACCUCUGGCCUCUGCACGACCGUCUUCUUCAAGAGAUAUCCACAGUCUUUCAAAACUUGCCCGAGCUUCAGAGCUUGCCGAUCGACCGGAACCUUUUUUCGGUUCCUUCACUCAAAUCUGUUGUAUCGGACAUGGUUGAGAAGACGGCACAGAACUCCAGCAGCAUGCGUGAAGAUAUGCGAAAGGGUCGAGCUACUGAGAUUGAGUAUAUCAAUGGCUGGAUCCUAAGGCGUGGCAAGGAACUAGGCAUUAAUUGUGAUACGAACGCUUGUCUGACUCAACUUGUUCUAGCAAAGAGUCAAAUAGGGAUGAAUGAUGGUGCUAGAUGA
Messenger RNA from Penicillium atrosanguineum, 1041 nucleotides. Its product is annotated as ketopantoate reductase family protein. Gene Ontology annotation, biological process: pantothenate biosynthetic process. Gene Ontology annotation, cellular component: mitochondrion; cytoplasm. The record is from RefSeq and is a predicted model, not a curated record. Gene Ontology annotation, molecular function: NADP binding; 2-dehydropantoate 2-reductase activity. Lineage: Eukaryota; Fungi; Ascomycota; Eurotiomycetes; Eurotiales; Aspergillaceae. The coding region runs from base 1 to 1041 and encodes 346 amino acids. The transcript has a single exon.